CCACAAAUUGUCUAAGAACUUCUGUGAUCAUGUAUUCGUCUGCAGGCCGGCAAAAUUUGAUUGUUUUCAUUAGAAAUCCACGUGAGAAGUCUAGAUUGAUUUCCGCAUCAUGAGAAACAUAACAAGGAAGCCAUGUUUGUUACAACGAUUCAUCUCUUCGGUUACUUGGUGGCAUAUUUUACAGUUUUCAAUGUGUGAACGUGCACCAUGGAGCAGCAACUGGCUGGCGAUGGCCAGGUGACAGUGAUGCAGGCUGUUCCAGCUGGGGCGGGCGGCCAGCAAGUUCAGGUGUUACAAGUCAAUCAAGCUGGCCAGUUGAUCCAUAACAGUGGACAACAGAUAAUGGUUCAUGCAGUUCCACAAGGGGCGCAGGCGAUACAAGUUGCAACGCAGAGCGGCCAGGCUCUUCAGCAGAUUCAGGUGGUGCCAGUCUCCAGUUUGCAGGGUAGUGGCGCACAGCAGAUAGUGAUCCAGCAGCCACAGCAAGCACAAAUUAUCCAGACGUCUGAUGGACAGACAUUCAUAUACCAGCCCAUGCAGCUAGAUGGAGGAGUUCAACAAGCACAGCCCACAGUUAUCAAUUUGAAUGGAAAUCUGGUUCAGUUGGCCGGGGCAAAUCCGACCGCAGCCACGAAUACCGGAGCGCCCACAGGUACCCCUCAGGCUGCCGUCGCCGGUCCCACUGCAACCAGCGCAUUGCCGCAAGCAAUGGGCGUCAGUGGUGGAAACAUUGUCAUGAUGGUUCCUGGUACCGGCGGUAUCCCACAAUUCCAAAGAAUUCCCCUUCCUGGAACAGAAUUUCUUGAAGAGGAACCGCUGUAUGUGAAUGCAAAACAGUACAGACGGAUACUGAAGAGAAGACAGGCCCGUGCUAAACUAGAAGCAGAGGGAAGGAUACCAAAAGAAAGACCGAAAUAUCUUCAUGAAUCUCGACAUCGUCAUGCGAUGAAUCGUAUCAGAGGGGAAGGUGGAAGAUUUCACUCUGGAUCGGUUAAGAAACGAAAAUCUCUCCACCAUCACAACAGUCUCAAUGUAAGAAGCGGACUAAAUAUUCCUGUUACGUCUACCAGCUCGCAGGUUGACACGGACAACAUCGGCUCUGCGCUCGUUAUCGAGAGUGGAGGCACAGCCUUGCCAGAUAUGAUCUGCGACCCUUUAUCUGUGGUGGCGUCAGAAGCUCAGUAGGAUUUUACCUCCAGGAAAACAGUGUUGAAUCUUUUUUAUAUGAGUGUGGAGUCACAUAAAUGCUGUUAUUUAGUGUUGUGUUUGUAAAGACACUGAUGGUCUGUAGCAUUUUUUUUUUGGUGAUUAGUGAAGUACGGCGCACUUGAAGUGCUGUGUUGUGUGCGUGCAGUUCUUAAUUUCUGCGUAAGAGACCAGCCGUGAGGAGUGAAAGGAUGACUGUAACUGAUACUAAAAAGGUGUGAGUGUUUGCUUCGUAAACAUUGAUGUAUAAAUAAUGCUUUUAAAUUGAAUAAGAAGCAGACGUCGAUGCUGACAUGUAGCCGCAUGCAUAUCUUUGAUGCUCGAGUGAAGAAAGUCUGUGCUGUGGGUGGUUCUCCUGAUGUGUUUGUGAAGUUCCUUUUCUUAGAUUUUGCUGUAAAUAUGUUCACAGUUCUGCAUCAGCAUUUUUUUAAGAUUCUUACUGUUUCAAGUACAAGAAAAUUUCUACAAAUGGACUGAAGGCAUUUUACAUGUCCGUCUGAUUUCAUUUUGACCAUUCAUUACUUCAAAUUUGAAUGUUUAUUUGUCCUGACUUGCUGGUGUGAAGGAUACAGGUCAGUAUUAUUUUUGUGUCACUUGCUUAUUUGAAUAUUGAACGUCAUUACGACGCUCAUUUCAGUUCUGAUCCUGUAUGCAUAUUCAGAUUCAUACGAAACAUAUCCCAUCACAUGCACGGUAGUCCUAUAUAAUGUGAUGGACGUACUUGAGGGUCGAAAGAAAAUAUUGGCGCUGCAUGUGGCGUGUGAGCAGUUGGUGCCUAAGAGAACUUCUGUCUAAUCCUUUAAUGUGUUCCCAUGCUUGCGGAAGGUGACAGACGCCAGCAAUUGACUGGAUUUCUUGAUAUCCGAUAAAAGAUUUUGCUGCCAUGCCAGUGGGUCCGUGGUCCCGAUCGCCACGUAGGUUUACGCGUCGUCUAAUAUUUGUGGAGUGUGCAAAAUUACAUUUGCAUUGUGUUCAGUCGAUGAUCGAGGAUGUUGCGGUAGUGCUGUACAUUGACAUUCCUUGGUUCCUGGGAGACUGCGACUAGCACCAUUGGAAUUUUAGUUCAUUACACUGCCCAUGUUUCAUCCCUGCUGUGAUGCGUCUCCUACCAUUAAGACGUGCAAAACACUGCCACUUCUCUUCCUUCAAGAGGUGGUGGGGGAUGAACCUCGAUGUGAUGUUGCACGUCCAAAGGACGUAUUUCAGAAUGUGUAAUGUUACAUGGCAUAUACCACCUCAGCUGUCCUCUGUUCAUAUGCAACAGUGACUGAUUCAGGAUGUCAGGGUAUUUUACGACAGCCUCGGUUUUCUGACGCGCGUGUUCAUGUUCCGCAUUCUGUGCGCAUAUGGUGAUGUCACUGUUUUUCUUCCAACCCUUGUACAAUCGCUUUCAUUAGACACUCGACACGGCUUAUUUUAUGGAUGAAUGGGUGUGACGUAAAGAAAUUGUGUUCAUACUUCAAAAGAAAACAGCUUAUUAAUUAAUUUAUUGAAUUCUUGAUUCCUUGCAGGAAGGAGUAGGCUAAAAUUCAAACACAUUAUUCAGAAUAAUGGAAUGAGAAUGAUUCAGCAUACAUUGUACCACAGUAAUUCAGAAUUAUCAUUUAUUUGAUCAAGAAACAUAUUUUGACCUGAACGCAACGAACGUGAGUAAUAAUUGCAUGAAUUUAAUAUUAUUCUGCUGCACAAAAAUGUCCCAUAUUAUUGACUGAAAUUAUAUAGCAAUAAAGGUAAUGAUGAUCAUCUUACUGAUGUGAAAAUCUGUCUGCAGAUGCGGUGCUAGAAGGCCGCUGCUUCUUCUCAGUCAGAAUUGUACGCAAAGUUCGUAAAGCAGAAUGCCUCGGUGAAUGAAUUCUGGCCGUGUUAAUUUUAAACAAAUUUAUUUUUGCACAAACCUUCCACCUUCUGCUACAAGUACUGUUCGACCAUUCAAAAUAUCUUCUGUUCAAAUAAAAGGUAAUUGUUUUAUAUUUGAAUUUUAUUAGUGUUGGCACACUUCUAUGUUAUGUUACACUGUUUUUGAUGAAAAGAAAUUGAUUUUUAAGAUGUUUGUAUAAUAAAGUAUAAUUAAAGUGCGUAAGUUAUUUUUUC
Molecule: messenger RNA, 3297 nt
Organism: Zootermopsis nevadensis
Lineage: Eukaryota; Metazoa; Arthropoda; Insecta; Blattodea; Termopsidae
Gene: Nf-YA
Product: nuclear factor Y-box A
Biological process (GO): regulation of DNA-templated transcription
Cellular component (GO): CCAAT-binding factor complex
Molecular function (GO): DNA-binding transcription factor activity; DNA binding
Source: RefSeq, a predicted model, not a curated record